UGUUAGCUUUCACUGUUAUGAUGAUGACAUCAUACAUUAGUGCCUGUGGUCAAGGCUCAUAUCGUUCAGUUUCGCUCCCACACCAACGGCACAACAUCAUUUUUACUUCAUAAAAUAGAUUUACUGGUAGUAAGUAAGAUACCAAAAGUUCGGAAAUUGACACCUAGCCCAUUUUGUGUAAUCGGUGUUGAAAGCCGGUACUAUUUUUCAGUGAGGCGCAGUGAUAUCUAGUGGGGAGUGGCGCGGUUUUGGUCACAUGGACCAAUCAGGUAGCAGCUUUAUUCUAACAACAUACCUGCUAUGGCGACGACAACAUCCGAGAGUGAAGAGGAACGAAAGACCUCAAAAGUUAGAAAAAAAGUGCGUAAAGAGGAAAAUAAAAGAUGCUAUAUGCAUCUUUCAUCUGUGAACAAUGAGGACGUCCAGCACUUCACUCGGACACGGUGGGACACAUACAGAAACUAUUUAAAACAGUGGCUUUGUCUGCAAGACCAGAACAAGCAUCUGGCAGAAAUCUAUAAACAUUGCUCGGAUGUAGAUUUUGACGCUAUUCCUGACGACGCUGGGUUUCACGCAACAUGCUACCGACGUUUUACAGAUAAAUCUGCAUUGUUUUAUGCCGAGAAAAGGACCGCACGGGCGGUGGGAGAACCAUCUGCAGCCGCAGGUCAGUCAGCAGGCACGUCUGAAACUCCCCGAAAGAAACUUCGAUCUCGUUCAGGUUUGCCCGUUGCUUCUGCCGGCCCCGUCCUGCCAGCCAUCUGUAUAAUUUGUCAAAAAGUGGAAAAGUACACUCGUGUGGGAGGAAAACGCCAGAGGGAUCAACUCACACAAGCAGAAACCGUGUCGGCAGGCCAGUUGCUGAAGGCAGCUGAGAUUAAGAAAGAUGCUGCCAUUCUUCUGCACAUCAACGACAAAGACUGUGUUGCUAUAGAGGUCCGGUACCAUAGGACCUGUUACAGACAGUACACCAGGUUCUUGUCACUGUCUACAGCAACGCACACUGCAACCAGAGAUGAAGAAAUACAACCCUUUGCUGACAGCUACAACCUCUUCUGUGACCAAGUGAUCCGUCAAAGGAUUAUAAUUGACAAAGAGGUGCUGAGAAUGGACAAGCUAAGGAAGUUGUUCGUGGACAGCGUUAAGAAGCACGAAGAUCUUGAUGCUUCAGGCUACAGCUUUGCCAGAACUGUCCAUUCCCCCAACAAGUGAUGCCCUCCACCAACACUGCAAAAGGGCAAACUACCAAGCAGCAGUAAUGCGACAUUCCCUGACUGGUAUGAUGUGUGCCCCUUCACCCAUUGGCAAUGGAUGGUACAUUGAGGAUGGGGAGUUAACAGUAAGAUGGAUGACUAGAAAUCCUGCCCCAGAUAGUGUGCUGCAGGUAGUCCACUGUGGUUGCAAGACAAGCAAAUGUGAAACAGAAAGAUGUUCAUGUAUGUCUGCAAAAAUGUCUUGUACUGAUUUAUGUCACUGCCAGAACUGUGGAAAUGUUUCAAAGGAAACAGAAGAAAGAGGUGCAUGGGAUGAUGACACAGAUGAAAGUGAUAUUGAUGAGUAAUUACGCACCAUGUCACCAUGUAAAAUUUGCCACUUUUGUUUCUUUAUCAAGAUGUUUGAUUAUCGAGAUGCCACACUGCCAUUUUAACGGUAAAGCUUAAAUAAUGUCUGUAUUACCUUUUUUUUCAAAUUUGUUUUGGUCUUUUGUGUGUGUUUGUGUGUGUGUGUG
Entelurus aequoreus (snake pipefish) is the source of this 1729-nucleotide messenger RNA. RefSeq lists its product as uncharacterized. Bases 301 to 1212 code for a protein of 303 amino acids. The transcript has 4 exons. Lineage: Eukaryota; Metazoa; Chordata; Actinopteri; Syngnathiformes; Syngnathidae. The record is from RefSeq and is a predicted model, not a curated record.